GGCUUGUUUGCAAUGUUGAUUAGUGGCCGCUUGGCAAGUUGCAUUCACUUGUAGAGCGAUGGAGCGUGAUGACUCUGCCAACGCGCUGAGCGUCAUCGAGGAGGGUGACGAGCAGGACUUAAACGCUGAGGCCUUUGCAGACAUGGCCAUGAGCGGAAUGGACAUGAAUCUGGAGCUCAACACACUACAAAUCGACAGGAACGGCGCAUUCAGUGCCGCCGUGCAACCAACAGGGACACAAACGAAGCGCAGCGCCUAUGAGGAGUUGAAAAAUGGCGCUGUAUAUUAUUCUAGACGAGAGGACAAGAUGCAGGUGCUGCAGGAGCAUCCAGUGGUGGCCUCGGUGUCCUCGGACGGGAGGUCAGUCGGCUGCAAAUGUGGACGCAGUGUGCGACUGAAUCCGCCGUGGUACAUUCUUAAGUUCGAGCAGCACGUGGCCAGCAGGAAUUGCACCUUUUUAAGGCAAAGUAGACCCAGGAAGAGGAAGAGGCCGGAGAAUAAAGACACAAGAAAAGGAGAUGCAGAUGACCAGGAGACACAGGAAGCCGAAAUCGAUGAUGACGACGAAAAUAUUGGAGAAUAUUCGCUGCAGUCAGUGGACGCAAUACUCCGUCGAGAGUUUGGAGUGGUACAUAAUGACCAGCGACAUAUUGAGCCACCUUCUGACGAUUCCCCCGACCAUCGCGUUAGGAUGUUUAAAGGAGCGAUGACACUACGCGAGAACCCACACUUUAAGCGAAUUACACCCGAUGGGAAAUUUGUAGAGUGUAAAUGCGCGAGGAUAGUGCUGCUCGGCGCUCCGUGGCAGCCUGGGCAGUUUUUAAUGCACGUAGCAGACAAACAGAAGCCAAAGAAGCGAGCGAAACCUGCAUCUGCCGUGGCGAAUGAAGAGUGGAAGAAGAAAAGGAUAGCGACCUCGCCAGCAAUGAGGACGAUGAUUUCAGGAGGUGUAUUGAUGAGACCACCCACGUCCGCAAGUGCGUUGUUACAGGCAUAUAAAAGCAAGAAGAGCUUCCCACGCGAAAUCCGGUGGGAUGUCGCUCGAGAACGUGGCUUUUUGCCAUGCCCAGGCCUGAGAGAUGAACGUAUGAACACGUUUGUGACGUCUGCGAUUCAGCUGACAGGAGGUGCACGACAUCGACAGAAAAUUGCAAGAGAGCUCUUCCCGCAUCUCUUUCCGGACAACGCGGAGUAUGAUCAUGCAGAUGAAGCAGGUAAUGGAGAUCUGGACCAUUCAAGCACAACACACAAGCGACACCCGAAGCUCCAGCAGCUUCUUGAGGCGGAAAAACUGUUACUACACGAUGUUAUUGAAGGCGAGGCCCUGUGGUUCGUGGAUAAGGAUGGCAACUCAGUGCGCAGUUUGGACUGUCUCGGUGUCGUGGAGUCAAGUAAAGGGGAAGAUCGAUGUGCGUCUUGUACGGCACUUCGUAGUAACGCGGUGUUGAGAACAGCUGCGGCUGCAAAAUACAAAGUGGCAACACGUCCGGGACCGCCACGCAACCCGAUCAACAGGAAGUUUUGUUCGGGACGCGUGUGUUCACUGCUUGAAGCUGAGUUCGACAUGCAGGAGCCUUACGCCAGAGUGCUGCGCGAUUUGGCACUCGCAGAUAUCCCCAUCGCUUUGAACACGUGGAUGGAGAUGGCUACAAUGGGACUUUCAGGCGAUUUUGAUUCGCAUUCAGCGCUACUUGGACUAACGGAGGCGAUGGUACGAUUGAAGGACAAGGAGCAGCGAGGCGUGGGGUUACAGAACAUGACGUACAGUGAUCUUCUCGAUUCGUUUAUGCGCUCGCUUGCUGACUUAUCUCCAGAAGCGUGUGAGCUGUUUCAGCGGCAUUUGGGUGGGCGUAAGCAAAGGCAACUGCUGGCAGCGACAUCGAGACCUCAUAAGCGUAAGCUGCAGCCUAUAACCAUCAAGACUGGACAGGACCAACCAGGCGACUCACUUUAUGAUGGCACAUCGAGUUCGACUGCAGUGCGUGCUACAAGCGACGAUGGCUUCGUGCACUUGCUGGAUCCUUCCGUUGUUGGUCUCAGUAUGCCUCAUUUAUCUAUCGGUGACAUUCAAGACGUCGACUUGACCUCAUUUCCCACCUCUUCGGCAAUGCAAACCCAAUCCAGUAACAGUGAGGCAACCGCGUCUGCAGCCAACUCGGCGACUCCAUCCGAGUCUUAUCAGUUGCCAACAAUCCAACAAAGUCGCUCAGAGACCGAAAAGCGCAACGACGUUGCUAUUGAUUCGGUCUCUGAAUUAACUUCAACUGCGCUUGGCAGAGAGGAUCACGAAGAAACUGUGGACGCUGAAGAGCAAAUGGAGAGUGAUCCAGCUGCAGUGGCGUUCCUCUCCGAGCUAGCACCUUCCGACGGCAAGGAUAUCAGCACGAGUGAUGAGGCGGUAAUGCCAACGGACCACGUUCCAUGCACUGGCCUCCGCGAUGAAAAUGUGCAGGCCUACGUGUCCAACGCCGUUCAAUUAGUCGGAGGCAGUCGACCUCGGUACGUUAUUGCUCGCGAGUUGUUCCCGCAGGUGUUCGGAAACGACGAGAAGGUUCGCAUCGUUGACAAGCUCAAUGAAGAACAGCGGCUAAUGCUACAAGAUGCUGUAUUUAGCGAGUGUCUGUGGCGUGUGGAUAAGGAGGGUCGCUGCGUCCGAAGUCUGCGUUGCAAGCGAUUUGUACCAGCCACCGACAACCAGAACCGUGGGAAUCAAAGCCACGGCGUAUGUCGUGCAUGCCGUGACCUACGCACGGUGCCGAACUUCCGCAGUGUGCUCAGUCGCUCCAAAGCGCCAAAGAAACUCGAAAACAUCAAAUACGUGCCCAGUGUGUACACUGAAAGCGAUCCUUUUCUGCGAAAACUGUCCAAGAACUCGGCCUUUCGUGGGCUUUACCAGACUGUCAAGCGUAUGGUGUCUCCAGGAUCUGGUGGUAACAGUGACGUUGAUGCAGAACGAGUGAAGCAAGUGCAUUUCUGGCUGCGCUUUGCUCGUAUGGGCGUGUUUGGACACUUCAAAUCGCACCCAGUUUUCGAAGGAUUGAUGAAGAGCAUGGUGGAGGUGAAGGACAAGGAACGUCGUGGUGUUGGAAAGCAGAACAUGCAGUACUCUCGAGCGCUGGAUGAGUUCAUGCAGAGUAUGGCGCAGAUAUCUACAGAAGCGUUUGAACUCUUCGCUGGCCAGUUUUGUGGCCGCACGCUGCGCUCACAGAAGGUCAAGCGGCGAUCCACCAGCGCAACCCUCACUACUCCAGUGCAGACGUCCAUUGGAGCUGAAUCUGCGCCAGUAAAGGACACGGGCGGUGCUGUGGAUCCCCCUACACACCAGCCACUGUCUUCGCCAACUCAUCAGCACCAACAUUAUCUCAUGCCACCAGACGACCUACUUAGUGGGCGGAGUUUAUCUUCUGAGGAAAGUCAACGCUUCAUGGAUCGCAUGAUGGACGAAGUGCGACUGUCAGUGAGUCGCGAGAUGGAGCUUGCUGAAGAAGAACGUCGUGCAAGUGUUGGAAAUUCGGGAGAUAUUGAGCAGCACACCAACGAUGAAGAUGAAAGCAAUCGAUUGGGUCCUGAGACGUAUCUGGAUGACGAAGGAGUACUCACUACAGAGAUUUAAUGGUUGAAUCUUGGCAAAGUAGCAAUGAUAUUAUGGAGAACUCAGUGUAGUGCUGUUUCAAAUACCAUACUGGCUACAAAAUUGGACCACCUUCAAAAACCUGCACUUUUAUUAAAAUAUGACGAUCUUCUGGACGAGCCCGACUCACAUCGAACUGUUCCAAAAUGGAUUUGUAGGACGCUUGAUGUUUCAUGUGAUAUCAAACAAUUGACCACGCAUUAAAUUAUC
Molecule: messenger RNA, 3841 nt
Organism: Phytophthora nicotianae INRA-310
Lineage: Eukaryota; Oomycota; Peronosporomycetes; Peronosporales; Peronosporaceae
Exons: 1
Coding region: 59-3613 (1184 amino acids)
Source: RefSeq, a predicted model, not a curated record